Molecule: messenger RNA, 3498 nt
Organism: Pocillopora damicornis (cauliflower coral)
Lineage: Eukaryota; Metazoa; Cnidaria; Anthozoa; Scleractinia; Pocilloporidae
Biological process (GO): L-histidine biosynthetic process
Cellular component (GO): cytoplasm; cytosol
Molecular function (GO): phosphoribosyl-ATP diphosphatase activity; metal ion binding; histidinol dehydrogenase activity
Source: RefSeq, a predicted model, not a curated record
CGGCCCUCCACGUGAUGAUUUCCACUUUAAUAUUUUUAUUUUCAAAAAUUCAGCACGUUCAAAAUGAUAAUCCCAAGUGUAUAUCUGAAAGGAGGGACUCUAGUGGAUCCAAAGGAUGGGGAAAAAAUUGAAGAUGUAACAGGCUGCCUCGAUACAAUUUCUUUGUGCCCAGAGUUUACCAUCGUUUAUCUUGAUAAAGUCCAGGAGACAAAAGAAUUUGGAAAGAAAGUUAUGCAUAGGACCUCUUGUUGCGUAGAAAUUGAACUGAAUUCUGAAGACGAGGUCUUAGAUAUACUGGAUUCUGGUGCUAACAGUGUCAUCCUUAACAAAGAUCACCAACUGCAUAGCCUGGGAGAAUUUUUACCCAGAGAAAGGAUUGUCUGCAAAUUACCUGAUCAAGAGUACUCUGUAGCUGAGUUGGCCGAAGAAAUCAAUGACCUAAAACACAGAUCUAGCACUUUUCUUUUGUGUCCUAAAAAAGCUUCCCUUGCUGAUGAAUCAUGCCUUGUCGAGUCUAUAAAGGAACUAAAGACCCACCUGUGUGACGAUGUGAAACUCAUACUAUCAAUCGAUGGGGUGAUUUUGUCCUCAACCAUCUCACAGCUUCACUUCCUCGGAGUUCAGGUUCAACUAAGUACAACUUGGUUGCUAAAUGAUCUCAGUCUUGGAGAGAUUAUCGCAUCCUGUCUUAAAAGUGACCGAUCUGAUGGACUCUACCCAACUCUUGUGACAGAUGAGCAUAAUAUUGCAUUAGGAUUGUGUUAUUCAAGUUCUGAGAGUAUUCAAGAAGCAGUGAAAACCAAGAAAGGGGUGUAUUUUUCAAGAAAAAGAGGAUUAUGGAGGAAAGGGGAAACAUCUGGAAACCAACAGGAUUUAUUGCAAAUUCAUUUAGACUGUGAUUGUGAUACCCUGAAGUUUGUUGUACGUCAGCUUGGACAAGGAUUCUGCCACCUUAACACAUGGACUUGCUUUGGAGAUAACAAUGGUUUACCAUUACUGAUGAAUACAUUAAAGUCCCGCAAAGAGUCAGCUCCUCCAGGAUCCUACACAAGUCGCUUGUACAAUGACAGUAAACUGCUGCAUGCCAAGAUCCGUGAAGAGGCAGAGGAAUUGUGUGAAUCUGAAACAAAAGAGGAGAUUACUUGGGAAGCAGCUGAUGUUUUGUAUUUCACACUAGUGAAAUGUGCCAAGGCAGGAGUUUCUCUGAGUGAUAUUGAAAAAGUUCUGGAUCAAAGGUCACUCAAGGUUAGACGACGUCCUGGUAAUGCAAAACCUGGCAAAUUGUCUCCCCGUAAUGGCCAUUCUAUAACCAAGACAAAAGUACAUGCUCCUGCCCAAGCUAACUCAUCUACAGUCAGUGCACAAAACUCUGUUUUAAGAAGCUUUGAUUUUGAGCUUCUUAAUUAUAAGGAAUUACAAGAUCUUUGUAAACGUCCUGCAGUGGUUGACAAAGAGAAACUAGAAGCUAUUGUGGGACCGAUUUUGACCAAUGUGCGAACUUAUGGAGACAAGGCUUUGCUAGAAUUAACAGAAAGGUUUGAUAAAGCUAAGCUGAGCAGCCCUGUGAUCAACAUGUCUGCCACAGAUGAACCAGUUCUUGAUAAGGAGGUCAAAGAUGCAAUUGAUUUGGCUUACAACAACAUCUACAAAUUCCAUAAGGCACAACUUGACCUGGAGCCUCUUGUGGUAGAAACAUGCAAGGGUGUGGUGUGCUCUCGACAUGUUCGACCCAUUGAAAGAGUUGGCUUGUAUGUUCCUGGUGGUAGUGCUGUUUUGCCAUCAACUGCUCUUAUGCUGGGUAUUCCAGCCCAGGUAGCAGGGUGCAAAGAGGUUAUUCUGGCCACCCCACCCAAGCAAGAUGGUUCAGUUUCUCUUGAAAUCCUUUACAUUGCAAAGAAAGUUGGCAUCUCCAAAAUAUUACUAGCAGGUGGGGCUCAAGCGGUGGCAGCAAUGGCUUAUGGAACAGAAAGUGUUCCUAAAGUGGACAAACUGUGUGGUCCAGGGAACUCAUUUGUAACUAUGGCCAAAAUGUUGGUGCAAAAUGAUAGCUCAGCUUGUGUCAGUAUUGAUAUGCCUGCAGGACCAUCAGAAGUUAUGGUCAUUGCUGAUGCAAUUGCAGAUCCCUCAUUUGUGGCAGCUGAUCUGUUGUCCCAGGCAGAGCAUGGAACAGACAGUCAAGUGGUGUUGGUAGCUGUUAAUUUGAGUGACAACCAGCUUGCCAUGAUUCAGAGUCAAGUGGAUGCUCAAGCAAAGAAACUGCCUCGGGAAAAAAUUGUCAGAGAGUCUCUCUCAAAGAGUUUUGUAAUAAAAGUGUCAAAUAUGAGUCAGGCUCUGUGCUUCAGUAACAAAUAUGCUCCAGAACAUCUCAUCAUUAACACAAAGAAUGCUGAAGAUUCUUUAAAAGAUAUACAGAAUGCAGGGUCUGUAUUUCUUGGGCCAUAUUCUUCAGAGAGUUGUGGAGACUAUGCAAGUGGUACAAACCACACCCUUCCAACAUAUGGCUAUGCACGCAUGUACAGUGGUGUAUCAACAGCAUCAUUCCAGAAACACAUCACAGCCCAGCAUGUAACAGAGGAGGGUUUGGCUAACAUUGGACCAGCAGUGGCAACACUUGCCGCUGUGGAGAAACUUGAUGCUCACCGUAAUGCAAUUUUGAUCAGGCAGAAACAGAUAAAUGUCUGAUUGUAGAAAUUUAUAGUGCCAUUUGAGAGUGUCAGUAUGAACUGUUACUUUUAUAAUCUAAAUAAAAUCAAUAAAAUAAGAUAAGUAUUUUCCUAGGAGUUCAAGGCUUAUUAAGCUUUAUAAACCAUUGAGGAACAUAAAUUUGUUAGAAUAGAGUGUUAUGGUCUACAGCUAAUUGUACAUGUCAGUUAGAGUUGAAAAUUCUAACCUUUAAAGAGAAACAUAUGACAUAAUGAACAUGUUAUUUAAGGAGGCAUAUUUAUUUGUAGGAGUUAACAAACUGUGUGGCCAAAUCUUUGUUUUCCACCCAUGGAAGGUAUUCUGUCUUCCCUACAUGGUAAUGACAUUUGCUUGUUCAAGGCAAUUUGUUUGGGGGGAUGACUGAAAGAGGGGGCUUAGUUGCAGAAACCCUGGUACUUACCCACUCAUUUGUGUGUAUUCACUUACCACUAGCUCAGUAGAGGCAACAUUGGUUUAAGUUGUUCAGAGAGCUGGACUGAAAUGUUAGUCAUCACCAAAUGAAUAAAGGGGGUACAUUCUAAACAAACUGAGGUGUUGCAUCACUGGGGGCAUUCAAGAUAAUUUGGUUUUAUCAGCUGAGAUGAUAAAGUAACUGGCCACUAUAGAAGGUUUUUCAAGCUGACACCUGCAAUUUUUAUAAUCAACCUGGUUGAUGUGAUCAUCACUAGUCUGAAUCAUGAUAGGUACCUUUUUGCAAAAGUCUUCCCACCUUGCAAUGUGUCGAUUGUUUUUCAAUUUGGUACAACACUACAUAAGGGUUACAGCAAUAAAGAAACUUCCAUUGUUUUGGUGUCA